Messenger RNA from Aspergillus neoniger CBS 115656, 213 nucleotides. RefSeq lists its product as uncharacterized. The record is from RefSeq and is a predicted model, not a curated record. The annotation marks the transcript as partial. The transcript has 2 exons. NCBI's taxonomy places the organism in Eukaryota, Fungi, Ascomycota, Eurotiomycetes, Eurotiales, Aspergillaceae. Gene Ontology annotation, molecular function: iron ion binding; oxidoreductase activity, acting on paired donors, with incorporation or reduction of molecular oxygen; heme binding.
CGUGUCUUUCCCGAAAAUGACUUUGUUGUAGAAGGAUGGACUAUUCUAAAGGGGAUCCCAGUCGGGAUGUCUUCUUACUGGAUGCACAUGGAUCCAGAAGUGCUUCCCGAGCCAGAAAAAUUCAAGCCCGAGUGUUGGUUCCACACUGAAGAGAACCACGACCCGCGAAUAACUGAAUAUAUGGUUCCAUUUGGUAGAGGAUCGAGGGAUUGC